Aspergillus nidulans FGSC A4 is the source of this 1512-nucleotide messenger RNA. RefSeq lists its product as uncharacterized. Gene Ontology annotation, cellular component: nucleus. NCBI's taxonomy places the organism in Eukaryota, Fungi, Ascomycota, Eurotiomycetes, Eurotiales, Aspergillaceae. Gene Ontology annotation, molecular function: DNA binding; nucleic acid binding. The record is from RefSeq and is a predicted model, not a curated record. The transcript is spliced from 2 exons. Bases 1 to 1512 code for a protein of 503 amino acids.
AUGCCCCGAGUUCGCGUUAGUUCAAGCCAAAAUUGCCAUGAGAAGGAAGGUCGGCUCCUACUGGCUGUACAGGCUAUUAAAAAAAAGGAGAUUACAUCAAUACGCGAGGCAGCACGUCGCUUCAAUGUGCCUGAAUCUACACUACGUACGCGACUACGCGGGACUACAAAUCGCGCCGAAUCUCGCGCAAAUGGCCAUAAAUUGACUGAGAUUGAAGAGGAAGUGCUUAAGCAGUGGAUUCUCUCUUUAGAUCUACGCGGAGCAGCUCCUACAAAAGCUCAUGUACGAGAAAUGGCUAAUAUUCUGCUUGCAAAGCGUGGUUCCACCCCAAUCCAGACUGUCGGCCAGAAAUGGGUAUAUAAUUAUACUCAACGCCACCCGGAGCUUGAGUCUCGCUUGUCAAGGCAAUACGACUGCCAGCGAGCAAAGCAAGAGAACCCAAAGGUUAUUCAAGCAUGGUUUAACACCGUACGAGCCACAAUCGAACAAUACGGGAUCCUACCGGACGAUAUCUACAACUUUGAUGAGACUGGCUUUGCAAUGGGCCUUUGUGCACAUCAGAAAGUGAUUACCAAGUCAGAAUCAUGUGGCCGAAGACCAGUUCUACAGCCAGGAAACCGUGAUAAUGGCCUUCGCUGGCUUCAGAAGCAAUUUAUCCCGUCAACAGAGCAUCGUACGCGCGGAAGAUAUCAACUUCUAGUUCUUGAUGGCCAUGGAAGCCAUCUUACACCAGAGUUUGAUCAAAUCUGUACAGAUCAUAAUAUUAUACCACUCUGCAUGCCGGCACAUUCCUCCCAUCUUCUACAACCACUUGAUAUUGGAUGUUUUGCAGUUUUGAAGCGCUCGUACGCCAGCUUGGUUGAUCAGAAAAUGCGGCUUGGCAUCAGCCAUAUUGACAAACUUGAUUUCCUUGCAGCCUAUCCACAAGCUCGAAUCAGCACAUUUAAGCUGGAUACAAUCAGAAACAGUUUUCGAGCAGCAGGACUAGUGCCAUUGAAUCCUGAACCAGUGCUUUCAAAGCUUAGUAUUCAGGCUCGUACGCCUACACCCCCUGGAAGCCGUGGCAGCCAGGCAAGCACUUUUUGCCCACAUACACCAGCAAAUGUUGAUGAGCUUCUAAAGCAAGCUUCUUUACUCAGAGAUUUUCUCAAACAGCGCUCAAAAAGUCCACCAUCACCGUCCCAUAAUGCCCUAAACCAGCUAAUUAAAGGCUGUCAAAUUGCAAUGCAAAAGGGCAUACUAUUGGAGCAAGAGAAUAGGGCGCUACGUGCUGAAAAUGCUAUACAAAGGCGAAAGCGAGCUCGUACGCAUAGAUGGAUAGCUCAUGAUAAUGGUCUGUCUGUACAAGAGGCUACAGAGCUCGAGGAAGCUCAUAAUGCGUCUUUUCAGGCAAUACCUGGUCCAUGCGGGCCACCAGCAGAAGGUGCACAAACACCAAAGGCACGGGCAUUACCUACAUGUAGUACCUGCCAUAGAAUUGGGCAUAGAAGAAAUGCUUGUCCAAAUAAAUAA